Fusarium sp. VM40 is the source of this 2514-nucleotide messenger RNA. The record is from the annotation of a GenBank genome assembly. Lineage: Eukaryota; Fungi; Ascomycota; Sordariomycetes; Hypocreales; Nectriaceae.
AUGCACAUCCGUCAGAGAUCGACCAUUGAUGUCGAGUUAACGCUCGCGUCUCUUACUCUUGCCGAGAAGAUAUCUCUCCUAUCAGGAUCUGACUUUUGGCAUUCUGCCGCUAUUCCAUCUCAUGACAUCGCUGCCAUCAAAUGCACCGACGGUCCCAAUGGUGCUCGUGGCGGUCGGUUCUUCAAUCCAGUACCAGCAUUAUGUAUUCCCUGCGGAACUGGUCUCGGUGCAACAUGGAACCCAGAGCUUCUCUAUGCGGCAGGUCAACUUCUCUCUCGUGAAUGUGAAGCAAAAGGCGCCCAUGUGUGGUUAGGCCCAACAGUUAACCUUGUUCGAGGCCCCCUUAAUGGUCGUGGAUUUGAAAGUUUCUCUGAAGAGCCUUAUUUGAGUGGAGUGAUGGCUACGGCUAUCAUCAACGGAGUACAGAGCAGAGGUACAGCGGCAGCAUUAAAACAUUUUGUUGCAAAUGAUCAAGAAACCGCCAAAAUGUCAGUCGAUAUCUGCAUGUCAGAAAGAGUACUGAGAGAAGUGUAUCUCAAACCUUUCCAGAUGGCGGUUCGAGAUGCUAAGCCAAAGGUCGUCAUGUCUUCAUAUAACAAGGUUAAUGGAGUUCACGUUUCUGAGAGCAAAAGGCUUCUGCAGGAUAUUCUGCGAGGAGAAUGGCAAUAUAAUGGAUUGGUAAUGAGUGACUGGUACGGUACAUAUGGUUGCACUGAUGCACUCAACGCCGGUGUAGACAUUGAGAUGCCCGGUCCUUCCAGACAUCGUGCAGACAAAGCUAUAGUAGCAGUCGUAUCGGGAAAGGUUAGUAGAAAUACAAUAGACGAACGAGCAAGGAAAGUCCUUGAACUUGUCAACAACACAGCAGCAGCACGAGUAUCAGCAAAAGAGACGACUCGAGACUCGCCAGAUGAUCGAGCUCUUAACAGACGGCUAGCUACAGAGGGUGUAGUUCUGCUAAAGAACUCAAGCAAACUCCUGCCUCUUCAAGCUCAAGAUUGCGAGGAUGUUGCUAUAAUUGGGCCAAAUGCCAAACUCCCCGCUGCAUGUGGUGGAGGGAGUGCGAAUCUCCGGCCGUACUAUACAAGCUCUGUGUUUCAAGGGAUUCGAGACCAGUUGCCCUCGAAUGCGACCGUUCACUUUGAGCCUGGCGUUUUCGGACACGUUCUGCUUCCAUACUUCACUGGUGAUUAUGUAAAUGAUGAGAAUGGAAAUCCAGGUGUCUCGAUCUCUUUUUUCAAUGAACCCGAGUCUGUUGAGAAUAGAAAACCCUUCGAUCAACAAAAUAUACCAGACACGACUUAUCAACUAAUGGACUACAAUCACCUUGAUCAGAACGAAACAUUCUUCAUGUCAAUGAAAGCCAAUUUCACCCCCGAAAUCGAAGGCUUGUACGAAUUUGGUCUUGCUAGCUAUGGUAUCUCAAAACUGUAUGUCGACGACCACCUUGUCAUUGAUAAUGAGACAGUACAGAACCACGCUGGAAUGUUCUUCGGCCACGGAUCUACAGAGGUGCGUGGGGUAUAUAAGAUGAAGGCAGACCAGACCUAUCGCCUACGAGUGGAGGCUGGCAGUGCAUCGACGUCAAGGACCAGUGGCGGUUCAUUCAUUCCCAUACCGGGAGGAGCCUGUCGUCUCGGCGGUUGUCUCAAGCUUGAGCCAGCCGAAGGUAUCAGAAAUGCAGUCGCUGCGGCAAAGAAGUGUAAGCACACUUUCAUUGUUGUUGGCCUCAAUGCAGAUUUGGAAAAGGAGGGUAAAGAUAGAGAGUCUAUGUCCUUGCCACCUUACGUUGACGACCUCGUAUCAGCCGUUCUGGAAGCCCAACCCAACGCCAUCGUGGUAACACAAGCUGGAAACCCAAUUGAUAUGCCAUGGCGUCAUCAAGCGAAGACUAUCCUUCAUAGCUGGUAUGGCGGCAACGAAGCAGGCAAUGCUAUUGCUGAUGUGGUAUUUGGCAAGGUCAAUCCGAGUGGAAAGCUUCCAAUGACCUUUCCAAGCCGACUCCAGGACGGACCAAGCUUCUUGAGUUUCGGUAGCGACAAUGGCCGGAUUUAUUAUGCCGAAGAUGUAUUUGUUGGCCACCGCUGGUUUGAAGCCCGCGGUAUUGAAGUGGCCUUUCCAUUUGGUCACGGGCUUAGCUACACCACUUUUUCUACGUCCGGAAUCAAGAUGACGGGAAGCGAUGUGCUAGUUGAUAUCAAAAAUACAGGCCACAUGGCUGGUGCUGAGGUGAUUAUGCUGUACAUUUCCUUUGACGCUUCAAAGUCGGGUAAGAAGUCGCGAUUCCAACGGCCUGUUCGAACUCUCACCGGGUUUCAAAAGGUCUUCCUUGAGCCGGGACAAGAAGCUUCCGUGGUCAUGACUUUGGAUAGAUACAGCACUGCGGUGUGGGAUGAAAUCGCGGGUAGUUGGCUGUGUGAAGCGGGGACAUAUAUGGCCUCGGUUGUGAGCUCUAGCGGAACUUUGGAAGCCAGCUUUGUCGUGGAGCGGGACAUUUAUUGGAACGGAGCAUAG